GUUCGCAAAGUGUACACUUCAUCAGCUGUUCUCACCGCUACACCAGCAAGUUACGACAGGAUCAUUUAACUUUAAUUAAAGUGCAUUUUUUGAAGAAAAAGCGCCAGUGAGUAUUUGAUUUUUUUUUUCGCCCAAAACAAAACGGAACCUUUUAGUGUAUCUUAUUUCCACACGGAACCCUGUCCGAACCGGACCGUAAAUACGCCGUCGUAGCUUGUUUCGGGAGAGCAGAGAGAGAGGGGUAAAAAAAAAGACGAGUUCCUAUUAGAAAAUGUCACAGUUUGAAUGAACCCCGGCGGUGGUUCGAGUGUUCGUGGACGCAGAGCCGUGAAGAGUUCCGGUCCCGGGGUGAUGGAGGCGUGCGGCCGGAGUGGACUCAGCGGGGUGCUGUGCUCCCUGUCCCUGCUCUGUGUCAUCCUGGACAUCCAGCUGGACGGUGUCUUGGGGGCGACUCAUGUGGAGAUCGAGCACCACUUGGAGAUGGGCCGCAAACUCUUGGCAGCCGGUCAGCUGGCUGAAGCCUUGUCCCACUACCACUCCGCUGUGGAGGGAGACUCUAAGAAUUACCUGACCUACUACAAGCGGGCUGCGGUGUUCUUGGCCAUGGGAAAAUCCAAAUCUGCUCUUCCAGAUCUGACAAGAGCCAUCCAACUCAAGCCUGAUUUCCUGGCUGCCCGCCUGCAGAGAGGGAACAUCCUGUUGAAGCAGGGCAACACGGAGGAGGCCCGCCAGGACUUCGUAGCAGUGCUGCAGCGUUCUCCGGAUCACGAAGAGGCUCGAGAUCAGCUGAUGAAAGUGAACGAGCUGGAGGCGUGGCAGGAGGACGCUCACGCCACGUACCACCAAGGCGACUACGGCACUGCCAUCGCCGUUUUGGAGAAAGUUAUCGAGAUCUCCCCCUGGGACCCCGAGUCGCGGGAGCUGCGUGCAGAAUGCUACAUCCGAAUGGGAGACCCGCAGAAGGCCAUCCAGGACCUCACUCCAGCCGCCAGGCUGCGCAACGACAACCGCGCCGCCUUCCUGAAGCUCAGCACGCUGCACUACAGCCUCGGGGAGCACCACGAGUCGCUCAAUCAAAUCAGGGAGUGCCUGAAGCUGGACCAGGACGACAAGGAGUGCUUCAGUCACUACAAGCAGGUGAAAAAGCUCAGCAAGCAGCUGGACUCAGCGGAGGAGUACAUCCAGGAGGGGAGGCAUCAGGAAGCGAUUGAGAAGUAUGAGUCAGUCAUGAAGACUGAGCCGGAUGUUGUUUACUAUACUAACCUGGCGAAGGAGAGGAUCUGCUUCUGUCUCGUCAAGCAAAAGUUGCCUGCUGAAGCGAUAGAUCAGUGUUCGGAGGCCCACCAGAGGGACCCCCGCAACGCCAACAUCCUCCGAGACCGGGCCGAGGCCUACAUCCUGAACCAGGAGUACGAGAAAGCUGUGGAGGACUACCAGGAAGCCAGAGAGUUCGACAGCGACAGCAACGAGAUCAGAGAGGGGCUGGAGCGAGCGCAGAAGCUGCUGAAAAUCUCCCGGAAGAGGGACUACUACAAGAUCCUGGGUGUCAGCAGGAACGCCAACAAGCAGGAGAUCAUCAAGGCGUACAGGAAGCUGGCGCAGCAGUGGCACCCGGACAACUUCCAGUCCGAGUCGGACAAAAAAGAAGCCGAGAAGAAGUUCAUCGACAUCGCGUCGGCGAAGGAGGUGCUCACAGACCCAGAGAUGCGGCAGAAGUUCGACGCCGGCGAGGACCCGCUGGACCCGGAGGCGCAGCAGGGCGGCGGCGGCGGCGGAGCUCACCACGGCUGGCCUUUUCACUUCAACCCGUUCGAGUCCGGCGGCAGCUUCCACUUCAAAUUCGAGUACAACUAAAGAGAGGAGGACAAACAUCCGGUGCCAUUUUUAUUUUUGUGUCUUUUUUUUUUUUCUGCUUUGGAUUUGACCUGAGUGAAGAAACUGGAGGAAAACAUCGUAGAUUUGUUGAAUACGUCUUCCUCAAAACUUGGAUCGGCUACUCUCUUGACUCCUGAAUUUAAAACAAAAAAAAGAUUUCUUAUGAAACUCUGGACCUGACUGUGGGUGAAGAAGUGUCGGCACAUCGUGGUGAAGAUGGCGGCUGGAAACCGCCGUCGGGGAUGUUUGAAACUCAUUUCUUUUUCAUUUUCAUUUCUUUUUGUGCCAUUUGUACUUUUCCUGAGAGGUUUUUUUUUUUUAAUGCUCUGGACGUCACUCGGGAAGCAUGUCUGCCGCUUUUCUUCCAGCGUUCUGAAGGUUUACUGACCUCAGCCUGUGUCAAAACGUCUCUACACUCCAGGAUUUUUUUUAUUUUAAUAUUUUACAGAUCCGUAUUAAGUCUCCAUGUUUAUGGUGACACCAUCAUAUAAAUCCUGUGUGUUCCUGUGGAUCUUAAGUCUCUGUCGGCGCUCUGUGACGGUUUUGAUAUCGCUUUAAAUUCGCAUCGGUUCCAACCAGACGCCUCAUGUAAACACGGACGGCGCUCCGCAGCGGCUGGAUGAAGUCCUGCCCUCACUCCCGCCUGAGCCAGUCGGGACGACUUCACUCAAAUAAGCCGCUGAUCUCGACCCACGAUCCGGAAUUGACCACCAAACUAAAACUGCAAACAUUAUCGAUGUUACCAAAUCCAAGGAAGAUCUGAAAAUCAUCAACAGCAAAACAUGAAUUGUUUUUUGUUUUUUUUUACAUUUCAGAGCACGUUUUUGAAAACUCCUCAGCAUUUCCUCUCCACUCCUGAAACGGUUCUGCGGGCUUUUUUUUUUUUUAAAGCCUCUCUGAGACUCUUUACAAACCGAGCGUGUCUUCAGCGGCUAUCCGAGAACCUCAUUUAUAAAUAGGUCUCGCAGGAACGUGCGCACAUCGAAAGCCGAGCUCGGCGAGCGCGAGCCGAAUACUUGGAUAAUAUUUAUCCAAAGAGCCGCACCGAGACGCAGAUCGAACCGUUAAGUUAAAACAUUUGUAAAUGAGGUUCUGAUUACGCAGAUGUGUGAGACACUUCAGGUUAUUUUGAAGAUUUAACUUAAGUUAUUUUGCCAUGAAUAACUGCUUGUAAUGCUCGAAUGUGUGAACCAAAAUGUGAGCAGCUCUUUGUAUUUAACUCCGGGUGGGACGGGUCGGUUUAGAUUUUGUUUUGCCAAACUGAAAUGUAUUAAAAUGUUCAAACAGA
Messenger RNA from Salarias fasciatus (jewelled blenny), 3163 nucleotides. RefSeq names its product DnaJ (Hsp40) homolog, subfamily C, member 3b (gene dnajc3b). The record is from RefSeq and is a predicted model, not a curated record. Gene Ontology annotation, molecular function: protein-folding chaperone binding; misfolded protein binding. Gene Ontology annotation, cellular component: endoplasmic reticulum. Lineage: Eukaryota; Metazoa; Chordata; Actinopteri; Blenniiformes; Blenniidae. The transcript is spliced from 12 exons. The coding region runs from base 286 to 1854 and encodes 522 amino acids. Gene Ontology annotation, biological process: protein folding in endoplasmic reticulum.